This is a messenger RNA of Symsagittifera roscoffensis, 741 nucleotides long. Its product is annotated as ribosomal RNA processing protein 36 homolog. The record is from RefSeq and is a predicted model, not a curated record. Gene Ontology annotation, cellular component: 90S preribosome; nucleolus. NCBI's taxonomy places the organism in Eukaryota, Metazoa, Xenacoelomorpha, Acoela, Convolutidae. The coding region runs from base 1 to 741 and encodes 246 amino acids. Gene Ontology annotation, biological process: maturation of SSU-rRNA from tricistronic rRNA transcript (SSU-rRNA, 5.8S rRNA, LSU-rRNA). The transcript has a single exon.
AUGGCAAAAGAUUUCAUGACAUCAGAUUACAGAUUAUCCUCUCAACUCGCCGACGUCCCCUUAGAAGAAAUUCUGUCCAAUUAUACGUCAGCUCGAAAAACACUGACUUCCUUUUCAAGCAAAAGAGCACAUCAACAAAUUACUCACACUGGAAAUAGCGAUCAUGCGCCGAGGACUAAGAAACCAAAAACAUCGCUCGUUGAGAGAAAGUUUGACAAACAUGCACCUACAGAGGAGCCGAUUUACUCGAAGCCUAAAUCUUAUAAAUAUGAGGCGACAAGGAAAGCGCAGAAACAGCAGAGUAAAGUAUCUUUGAGCCGUGAUCCAAGGUUCGAUGACCUCUCGGGAACCUUCAAUGAAGAGUUUUUUGAUGAGAAUUACAAAUUCCUCAGCGAAAUUAAAGAGCAAGAAUUAAAAGAGCUUCAAAAGCAGCAGAAAAAAGCGAAAACAGACGAUGAAAAACAGCACAUUUCUCGGCUUGUUCAGAAGUUUAAAGAGGAGAAAAGGUCGAGGAAUAAACGAGAAGUUACGAGAGAAAUUGUAUCGAAAAAUCUAGAUGAGCAAAUCGCGCAACUCGAAGAUGGGAAAAAGCCUUUCUAUCUAAAGAAAAACAAACUCAAAGAACUUGUAAAGGAAGCGCUUGUUAAAAAGGGAUUAGAAAGAGAGAGCAAAAAGAGACUGAAAAAUAGAGCCACCAAAUCUGCUCAGAAAUCACGCAAACAUUUUCCUGGAAGAAGAUAG